AUGCGGGUAUUCAUAGGCCUCUUGCUGUUUUUAUCACUUCUCGUUGAAGCCGAUGAGCAUGACCACAUUUAUGAAGUUGAUGAAGAGGUCAUUUUAUGGAUGAACACUGUGGGACCCUAUAGCAAUCGGCAGGAGACUUAUACAUACUUCUCCUUGCCAUUCUGCAAAGGUUCGAAAAAGGAAAUCGGGCAUUAUCACGAAACCAUGGGCGAAUCCCUUCUCGGUGUCGAAUUGGAAUUCUCCGGUCUUGAUAUCAAGUUUAGAACCAACACGAAGAAAACUGUGAUUUGCACCAAGAUUCUAUCAGAAUCCGAUUACAAAACUCUCCUCUACGCCAUCCAGAAUACUUAUUAUUAUCAAAUGUAUCUCGAUGAUAUGCCAAUUUGGGGAAUGGUUGGUGAGAUCGACAACACCGUCACUCCACCGUCAUACAAGCUGUAUACCCAUAAAAGACUUGACAUUGGCUUCAACGAGAAGCAAAUCGUCGAUGUCAAUUUGACAUCAGAUGGAAGAAUUGAAUUGCGUCCAGGAGCUGAAAUUACCUUCACAUAUGAAGUGGUCUGGACCAAGUCAGAUAUUGAUUUCGAGAAGAGAUUCGACAAAUAUUUGGAUCCCAACUUUUUCCAGCACCGAAUUCACUGGUUCUCAAUCUUCAACAGUUUCAUGAUGGUUGUAUUCCUUGUUGGAUUAGUUUGGAUGAUACUCGUUAGAACCUUGAGAAAGGAUUAUGCGAGAUACCAGAAAGAAGAUACUCUUGAUGACCUUGACGCCGAUCUUGGAGACGAAUACGGCUGGAAGCAGGUUCAUGGCGACGUCUUCCGACCGCCAUCGAUGCCACUUCUAUUCGCCAGUUGCAUCGGUGCAGGAUAUCAUGUGUUCACAGUGGCGGUGAUCACCACAAUUCUCGCAAUCGUCGGCGAAUUCUACACCGAACGCGGAUCCCUUCUUUCCGCAGCGAUUUUCGUCUACGCGGUGUGCGCUCCAGUCAACGGCUAUGCCGGCGGUUCGAUGUAUGCGAGAUUCGGCGGUCGUCAGUGGAUCAGACAAAUGCUCGUCGGAUCAUUCUUGCUUCCAAGUAUGGUUUGCGGAGUGGCGUUUUUAAUCAACUUCAUUGCUAUCUACUAUCAUGCCUCAAGAGCAAUCCCAUUCACGAUUAUGCUCGCUGUUUCCGCAAUCUGCUUAUUCGUCAUCCUCCCAUUGACGUUGGUUGGAACUGUCGUUGGCAGAAACAUGGCUGGACAUGCUGAUUAUCCAUGCAGAGUAAAUGCUGUUCCACGCCCGAUUCCUGACAAGAAAUGGUUCGUUCAACCAUGGCUCAUCACCCUUGCCGGUGGAAUUUUACCAUUUGGUUCGAUCUUUAUUGAAAUGUACUUCAUUUUCACAUCGUUCUGGGCUUACAAGAUUUACUAUGUUUACGGAUUCAUGCUUCUCGUUCUUAUCAUUCUCGCCAUCGUCACUGUCUGCGUCACAAUUGUCUGCUCGUAUUUCCUGUUGAACGCCGAAGAUUAUCGAUGGAGAUGGACAAGCUUCGCGUGUGGAGCAUCAACGGCACUUUAUGUUUAUCUCUAUUCCAUCUAUUACUUCUUUUUCAAGACUAAAAUGUUCGGAAUGUUCCAAACGGUGUUCUAUUUCGGAUAUAUGGGACUAUUCUCGGCAGCUCUUGGAUUGAUGACGGGAACCAUCGGCUACGUCGGAACCGCGAAAUUUGUGCGCAAAAUCUAUAACACCGUCAAAAUCGACUAA
Molecule: messenger RNA, 1743 nt
Organism: Caenorhabditis bovis
Lineage: Eukaryota; Metazoa; Nematoda; Chromadorea; Rhabditida; Rhabditidae
Source: the annotation of a GenBank genome assembly